This is a messenger RNA of Lethenteron reissneri (Far Eastern brook lamprey), 2926 nucleotides long. RefSeq names its product ECRG4 augurin precursor (gene ECRG4). Lineage: Eukaryota; Metazoa; Chordata; Hyperoartia; Petromyzontiformes; Petromyzontidae. The record is from RefSeq and is a predicted model, not a curated record.
GGUGUGCGAGCCACAGAGAGGGGUCGCGUUUUGUGCGGUGAGUGAGUGUGAGGAGCGGUGGCGCAGCGGUUAGCGCUCCGCUACGAGUUCACUUCACCGCUGGGCAUCCCCAGUGCUGGAGAGACAAAGGCGGUCGGGCGUGCUUCUGGCUGCAUAGUGUUGUUGUUGCAUCACUUUUUGGGUUGUUGUGGCAGGUUUGUGCCAGGCUAGGUUCACCACGACCGCCAAUAUGGGGCCAAUCUUCUUGCUGCUCCUGAUGGUGGCAGCUCCAGAUGGAGAAGCUGGGAGAAUCAGCAAGAGAGCUGGAGAUGAGGUUCAGCAAGAAGUCUCCGUGGGCUCCCGGGCCGCCCACGCCUUCCUGCGGACCCGCCGCCAGGCCUGGGACCCCCAGGACCCCACGUUCUGGCGCCUGCACCAGCACUUCCUGCACCUGGGCCACUACGAGGCGGUGUUUGAGAUGGACGCGGCGUUCUGGGCUCUGCACGCGCGCGACCCCGAGGCCUCUCGCCGCCACUACCUCGACCGGCCCGACCCCGUCCUCGACCGCGACCCCGAGGCCGACCGCGACCCCGAGCCUCCGGGUCGCGACGACCCCGACCCUGACCCCGGCGAGUCCGAGCACGACCCCGGCAACCGGGAACCGGGGUUCGAGUACCAGGGCAGGGGGGGCGCCCCCCAGCGGGGAGCCCGGCGCCACGAGGGGGAGGAGGACGAGGAGGAGGAGGAGAGAGGUCAGGGCAGGGCCCCCCAGCGGUUCCACCACGGGGACUACGGCGACUACUGAGCCCGGGGUCUCACCACAGGGGUCCCGGGGUCACACCACAGGGGUCCCGGGGUAACACCACAGGGGUCCCGGGGUCAACGCCACUCACACCGAGGUCCUCCCAGCCCCCCUUUGCAGGAUUCACUUUGAAUCCACAAGCCCCCCCCUCCAUGCCUCCCGGAGUCUCUCAUAGUCUCCAGGGCCCCCCCAUCAGUGUGCACGGUUCCCAGCUUAACUUCUUAGGGGUCCCCCCCCCCCCCAUUUCAUUCCCAGGAGGGGGUCCGCGAUCGAACCCCCCGAGAUGACUCUGAGAUCCUCUACCUUAGCUAGCGGAGUUCCGUUUAACCGCCACGAGGAGGGGGUCUUAAUUCCCUUGCUCCCCCCUCCCCCUUUUCAUUUUCAGGGAUCCCAGUUAGAACCCCCGCUUCUCACCCACCCCAAUGUUUACCCCCUUUAUCCCCGGGGUCCCUAAGUCGACAGCAGCUGUCAGUUGCAGGGACGGGAAGAAUCCAAGCGGCGUGUGCGCUAGGCACGGACGACAAGCUGCAAGUUACACGCUGAUCCAGUGCCGGAUGAAGCGCGUGCGGGUCCUGUAGCAUCUGUUAUGAAGGGGCCCUAAAUAAAUAAAUAAAACACGUAAAUAUGAAAAAAACACAUUUUUAUACUUGCAUAGUAAAGUAAUUGUAUUUUUCCAUUUGCUAUACAGCCAGAUAAUAACGAUAAUAUCGCUAACCUUAAACACCCAGUCGUUCAUAAAAGUUGAAGGCGGUAUAGUACUAUAGUAAUAGAGCAAGUGCAGAAUCACUGAAUCGGAAUUGGUAGCUUGAAAGCAUUUAACGCGGGGGCCCUUGAAAGUGCGGGGCCCGUAGCUACACGUGUAGCUACUACACGUGUAGUUACUACACAUGUAGCUACUACACAUGUAGCUAUUACACGUGUAGCUACUACACGUGUAGUAGCUACUACACAUGUAGUUACUACACAUGUGUAGUAGCUACUACACGUGCAGCUACUACACACGUGCAGCUACUACACGUGUAGCUACUACACGUGUAGCUACUACACGUGCAGCUACUACACGUGUAGCUACUACACAUGUAGCUACUACUCUUUGGUUCUUUCGGUAAAGUCACGGAGAUAGAAAAACAAUGGAUCACGACGUUUCGAUCGCAACGCACGCAAUCGUCGUCAGGUGGGACAACCACAGCAAGUAGACACUGCUGAAGUAGCUGUGGUUGUCCCACGUGAUGCCGAUUGCUUGCGUUGCGAUCGAAACGUCGUGAUCUAUAACACCGGUCAACACACGUUUUCUGGCACAAGCUAUUCCAACGGUUCUAAGGUAAUGUUGGGGUGCUGAUUCCAAAUCUGGCAUCAGUUUUUGUCUAUCACAUCAGGUUUUUGAGAUAUCAAAUAUUGCAUUUUCAAUAAAAACUGCAGAAGAAAAAUAUUAAAUAAAUGUGGAUAUCUACAUAAAAUGAUAUUAUAAACACACUAUCCUAAAAAUACAGCACCAUAUUUUAACGCUAAAGCAGUCACUGACUCACAACAACUUGCAAUCAUACUUGACAGAGUUAAUUUCGGGUAAAAUCAAUGAAAAUGGGGUAUGUCGAUAGCAUAAAAUGAGAUGUGAUAGAGCAAAUCUGAAAUCAGAUUUGGAAUCGGCACCCUGAAAUUAGUCUAAAACAGCUGCAAAAGUCCAGGCCAGAAAAAAAAUGUUUUUUUUUGGUUGACCAAUGUUAUUAUUUCUACCCACGUGACUUUACCGAAAGAACCAACGACUAUGGAUUCCUGCAGUCACGAAAACUUCAAAUCAAGAUUCACAUGUAGCUACUCUUGCUACUAGAAUAACCCGGCACUGCGCUGAUCAGCCGUAGCCUACAGGUCGGUUGCAUGGAAUCUAAAUCACGUGUAGAUGUGCACGUGACCCAAGGCAGGGACAAUUCUCCGCCGGGCAGCUGCCACUGUUGGCGGUGAUGCAGAGGUCGCCGAUUCGGUUCCAUCUCCCGGCGCGGCAGCUGAAGCGAUGGGAGGGCUGGGAGGGUGCUCAAGAGCCCCACCCCCACCCCCCACUUCCCCUCCACCGCAGUGAAGUCGAGGAUGGGCAGGGUUCGUCGUCGUUGUGUGGUGGUGGCGGCGGUGGUGGCGGUGAUGGCGGUGGUGGUG